AAGUUCGCCAUUAUCGUACACUUGAGGGCGCUCUGUUACUGUAAUUUUUUUCACUUGACGUGCGCACGUCGUUAUGGUUCUAAUUCUCGAGAUUAUUUGAGUGAACUUCCAGAGGCAACUAGGCUAGAUCUUCUGCCAUCCUGUUACCAUGAGCGGUCUCCAUGCCACUCAUACGUUUCCAUGAGAACCGUGGCAUCAACAUUGAACUCAAGCAUGACAACCAGGUGGCCCGGCGCUCGGCCAGCUUUGCCAAUGCCAUAACCUUCAGCGACCGGCCCCUACGGCCAGGGGAGCUAUUUCUAAUUGAGGUAGAGGAACAGGAGCCAGGCUGGAGCGGCCAUCUGCGUUGCGGACUCACCCAGCACCACCCUGCCUCCCUGAAGGUUAUAAGACCAGGAGACAGGGUCCCCAACCGCUCUCCCUCUGAGUUCCACCAGCGUCGGGGCCAGGCAGCGCGGGUCAUCUCCGCCCCACAGCCACUGACCAUCCCGCAGUACUCCAUGCCGGACCUGACCAACAUGGGCAAGUCCUGGGUCUAUGCCAUCACCAAAUACCACAACAAGGUCCCCGACGAGCGGCUCAGCACUGCCGAGGUAGAGGCCCUGGCAAGGAGCGAGUUUGUCAAGGAUGGCGUCAACGUUCUGAAGAUCGGCUGCGCGGAGAUCCCCCGACAUCUGUUAGUCCAGGACUUCAUCGCCCUGGACCAAGAGGCUAGCUGGAUCUCGGGACAGCAGCAGUACUUUGCCACGUCAGUCGGAAGUAGGAUUGCCGUCACCUACAACAUACUCGGGGAUAAGGUUUACAUGCAUUUCAUCAUCAAUGGAGAGGACCAAGGUGCCUCUUUAAUGGAGGAUGCACACCUGGACAGUCCGUUCUACGGCAUUGUGGAUGUCUACGGGACAACCAAGCAAGUCCGGAUUAUGCAACUGAUCUAUGUUCCAAGUCUACAGGAGUGCUGUCGUCAUUCUAUCAGGUCCAUGACGCCAGAUAAUCUCCUACAGGAGCUACCCUUGCCCAAUAAACUCAACAGAUACCUCCAGUAUAAACUCUGAAAAGUUUGGGAACCGUCAUUCCACAACAACUCAAGUUGUCUUGGACUCCGUGCGCAAAUACCUAACUUGGAAAAGGGAAGUGACAAAGUGUAUUGUCCCUAAUUAAGCUCUUGGGGUGAAUUGGCUAAAAUAUGAAUGCAGCGACCUGCAGCACUUGUUAAAACGACAAGCCUGCUCAGUGUAGCAAGAUCCAUCAUGUCAAAAAUCACAAGGCCUAAAUGCCUCAGAGUCUGUGGUCACCAAAUGCAGCAGGAUACAACUGUAGCAUUGUUCACUGGGACUAGCUCUCAUUGUUUCAGAACUGGCCAUCAACAGGAGUUGAUGGCUCAGUGCAGCAAGGUCCCACAGACUUUUACACCUGAUGCACUGAGUCUCAUCUGGAAGGGUUAUAGGGCCCUAAGGAUAGUUGAGUACUGAAGUGUGUUCAUCACAUGUGAGGCGCUGCAAGUUUGUAUUCACAUUUAGUGUUCAGAGGAAAAUGGGCUGUGCGCACUCUGUGCCAGAUGCAUGUGCAACCUAAUGCGUCUAAAGUUAUGGCCUUCGCUGGCUGUUGUGAGCAGGCGGGAGGGCACCCUCUGCCGUCCUGGUAUGGAGUCUAUUGCUCAGUUAUCAAAAUUGUCUGUUCCUUCUCGUAAUGGCAAUAUUCACUUAUUUCCAACAAUAAACAUUUCAUGUAAAAUGAUGUCCUUCACCGACUCUUGUUAGCAGGCCAGAGGGCGCCCUCUACAGUUCUGGUAUGGAGUCUAGUGCUCAAAUAUCAAAAAUCGCGUGUUUCUUUUCAUAUGGCAAUAUUCACUUGAUCACAACUUUAGUGAUUAACCAUGCAAGUACUGGGCCCAAAAAUACGCAAGAAAAACAUUUUUCCAGAGUGUUGUCUGGAUGUUUCUCAUAUUUUCUGACUUGCUUUGACAUGCGUAGGCAGAUCUUAUUUCCAAAAUGCAAUACAUGUGAAUCCAUUUGAAAAAAGUGAAAAAGUUGCACAGUUAUAAAACUUUUUAUAAAAAACAAACACGGUUUAAAGAGCUGUUUUUAGACGUCAUUUUUCACUCUAUCGUAUUCUUAAAUUGUGUUUAACUAUAAUAACAGCCAUCGAAACUGACUUUAGUCGGCCAGGAGAGGGCAGGAUUCCAGAAAGUAACAAAAAGCCGUUCAUCACGUUUUGGAAACAAAACUCUUCGUAUUUAUCGUGAAAAGUUUGUUUCUUCAAAAAAGUACCAUUGGCUGAAAAAAAAAGACAAAAAAAAGUUAAUGAAAUCCCUAUUGCAUUGCUUCAGAAAUGUGCAAAAUUCCAACAUCUCACUUCAUAACAAUUGAUAAAAAGACGUAAUUUUAGUGUUUCAUUUGAAGUAAACGUGAGUGGCUCUAGCGCAAACUUCUUGCCAUGAUAAAAAGUUUAAACGGAGUAGUUAUAUCACUUAACAGCAAUGGAGUAUACUUUUAAGCUUUAAUUAGCGCAUUGUCUUUCUUAACUGAUUCAAUCUGUUCGACACAUGGAAUGUUUGAAUUCAGCUUUUACAGCAAUUUUGUGUUAUUGCUGCACGUAUGUAUUUAUU
This is a messenger RNA of Patiria miniata (bat star), 2605 nucleotides long. RefSeq names its product neuralized-like protein 2 (gene neurl2). The record is from RefSeq and is a predicted model, not a curated record. Gene Ontology annotation, molecular function: ubiquitin protein ligase activity. Gene Ontology annotation, biological process: intracellular signal transduction. NCBI's taxonomy places the organism in Eukaryota, Metazoa, Echinodermata, Asteroidea, Valvatida, Asterinidae. Bases 162 to 1052 code for a protein of 296 amino acids. The transcript is spliced from 3 exons.